This is a messenger RNA of Lasiosphaeria miniovina, 1731 nucleotides long. RefSeq names its product PLC-like phosphodiesterase. The record is from RefSeq and is a predicted model, not a curated record. Bases 1 to 1731 code for a protein of 576 amino acids. Gene Ontology annotation, biological process: lipid metabolic process. The transcript is spliced from 2 exons. Gene Ontology annotation, molecular function: phosphoric diester hydrolase activity. NCBI's taxonomy places the organism in Eukaryota, Fungi, Ascomycota, Sordariomycetes, Sordariales, Lasiosphaeriaceae.
AUGCCAGCUGGGAGCUUUAUGCCCUGGCAAUACAUGCUGCCCAUAAACUCGGGCGCCAGCCACAAGUACUACAUCACAAUUGUCAAUCUGACUCCGUACCGCUUCGUCAAGACGAGUCAGAAUUCGUACCAGUUUGACGUAUUUGACUUUGGCGAUAUCCCAUCCGGAAAGGCGAGACAAAACACAAUGACUUACACGAAUAGAGUCGGAGCAAAUCCUGUCGAUGACAACGGCGAAGCUUACUACCAACUCCAGGGAACAGGAAAGACGUUCACGAUCCGCGGGACCACGCACAUCCCAGGGUCCUACCCCAUGCGCACUGUCGUCGACCUCACGGGGAUGGGGCUGGGCCAGCGAGAGUACGGGGACCCAGCGCCAGAAGCGUCCGUCACCUUGGUGAUCACGGGGAGCGAGCAAUAUGGCUACAUCACGUCCCUUGACUUUGGGCAGCAGAACAACUGGAUGCGGCAGCUGUACGACGUGAUCAAGGACCGGCAGCUGCGGCACGUCGUCGUGCCUGGGUCGCACGACGCCGGCAUGGGAACCAUCAGCCAAGCCUGGAUCGGGCUCGGCAGCUCGCCCAACACGCAGACCCAGGGACUCAACACGUACGACCAGCUACGAGCGGGAUCACGUUGGUUUGACAUGCGGCUCGUGAGCGUGAACGGCGGCGACUUCUGGGCCGCCCACGUCAACGACGAGACCAGCAACACCCCCGUCGGCGCGACCGGAGAAGCCGUCAAUGACAUCAUCGCCGGGAUCAACCGCUUCACGCAGGGGAGUCCGGGCGAGGUCAUCAUCCUAUGGGUGCGGUACCUAGUCAACCUCGACAGCAGCAUCGACGGCAGGACGCGGUACUGGAGCGCCGCCAAGGCCAACGAGUUCUAUACUAAGCUCGAGAGCAUCAACAACCGAUGCACCAGCGGCCUGGACAAGACGACCAAGUUCGACCGGUUGGCAGCCCAGAAGUUCCUCGACCAGAAUGGCGGCAAGGGCUGCGUGCUGAUCAUGACCGACGGCCGGCUGCAGGCCGGCGUGCCGACGGAGCGUCCGGCGUCGGGUAUCUUCCACGGGCCUGACUGGAUGGAUCGCGACGACUUCUGGGCCGAUAAGGGCGACACGGCGUCGCUGGCGGCGGCGCAGGUGGCGCACAUGACGGGCACGCGGCGCGACGGCGGCGGCGGCGACAGCUUCCUGAUCACGCAGUGGCAGUGCACGCCGGACGUGGUCACGGCCACGCUGUACGGCCUGUCUAGCAUCGCCAUCCUGCCCACGAACCCGUCGCUGUACUGGGCCGCCGUGAACUCCAUGAGCCCCGAGGCCUGGCCGACGGUGAUCCUGCAGGACUACCUCGGCCUGAUCCACACCGGCGAGAGCGCCUUCCCUGGCCAGCUCGGCGCCGAGGCCCGUGUACUUGCCAUGGGCCUCAACCUCUACAUGGCCAGCCAGAACUGCGAUGUUAGUAGCCGCAGGAACCCGCUCCUCAAGAAUCGUGUUGCUGCCGCUUCUGUUGUUGCUUCUACCGCUUCAGCCGCCAAGGCCUUCGUUGCGCCCGCCGCGGACGCGCCGUUCACUGGCGUCAUCUACGCCAACGGCACCGUGGACCGGGCUCCGGCGCCCGGCUUCCACUUGGGCCGGCCAGCCGUGUUGAAGAAUGGCACCGUGCUUGGGAACGGUACUGUCUUGUCCGGGGACAGGCAGAACCCGCACUUCAGCUCCAAGCUGUAUUGA